Labrus mixtus (cuckoo wrasse) is the source of this 1355-nucleotide messenger RNA. RefSeq names its product THO complex subunit 4-like. Gene Ontology annotation, molecular function: mRNA binding. The coding region runs from base 134 to 931 and encodes 265 amino acids. The transcript is spliced from 6 exons. Gene Ontology annotation, biological process: mRNA export from nucleus. The record is from RefSeq and is a predicted model, not a curated record. Gene Ontology annotation, cellular component: nucleus. NCBI's taxonomy places the organism in Eukaryota, Metazoa, Chordata, Actinopteri, Labriformes, Labridae.
AUGUGCCAACUACGCAUUUCCGCUUUCCGCCAGUUUUAGGACCGCGCCAGAGCAGCAGAUAAACAAUCACACCUCGACACCGUAAGUUCUUUGUUCCAUCUGAGCUUCAGCCACACGCUUCACUACCGCCACCAUGUCCGAAAAGAUGAGUAUGUCCCUGGACGACAUCAUUAAGAUGAACAAGAAAGGAAGCGGCGGUGGAGGAGGAUCGUUCAGGUCGACGGCAAAUUCUGGACGGACCGGCGGAUCAUCGAGGCCAACGCGGAGUCGACAGAACAACUUCAACCGUGAAAGAAACAACAGAGCCACACCGUACACCAGGCCCAGAGAGUUGCCAGACAAAUGGCAGCACGACAUGUUUGAGGAGCAUGUUGGCGGACGCAGGGGACCGAGUGCAGUGGCAGAAAGAAGUGUAGAAAGUAGCGGCAAGCUCCUGGUUUCCAAUCUGGACUUUGGCGUUUCUGACUCAGAUAUCAAGGAAUUGUUUGAAGAGUUUGGCGAAUUAAGUAAAGCAUCCGUACACUACGACCGCUCAGGUCGCAGUAAAGGAACUGCAGACAUUCACUUUGAAAAUAAGGCGGAUGCAGUCAAAGCCAUGAAGCACUAUAACGGCGUCCCUCUUGACGGCCGCCCCAUGAAAGUCCAGCAAGUGACCUCAGACGACGACGACACACCGAGUAGACAAACUGUACAAAGCAGAGGGUUUGAUCGCAGCCGGCUUGGACAGCCCAAGUUUGAAAGGAGUGAAAGGAGGGACAGAGGUGAAAGAAGUGAAAGGAGGCAAGGUGGCAGCAGUGGAGGUUUCAGAGGAAGAGGUAGAGGCAGAGGAGGAGGAGGCGGAGGAAGGGGAAGAGGAAACAGACCCCAAUUUACUGCUGAGGAGCUUGAUGCCCAGUUGGAUGCUUACAAUGCCAAGAUGGACACCAGUUAGAAGUGCUCAGAGAGGAUGCUGCUCAUUUCAGACCGUUGUUUUCUUACUUCUGAAUGAAUAAUUAUGAUGGAUCACAUCUUGUUAUACUUGUGUUUGGAAGCCAUUUUUACUGUGCAGACCAUUAUGGUUGAUUUAGACUUUUUUAUUAAAUAUUUUUGUAGCUGUGUUCUCUUGGUUUUAUGAUUUGAGGAUUAUUCUUUUUGGUCACCAGCUCCCGUGUCCUCCAAAUGGACACUUUGAACAUUCAAUAUGAUUUUUCUUUUCUUUUUUUCAAAACCAUGGGAACAUGAUUUAAUGGUUUGACAGACAAUUACAUGUAAUGUUGAAGAUGUUAAAUGUUGUAUAUAGUUCUGCUGUUUGGAACUGUAAACUUGGCAUAUGGACAUUUCAAAGAGUUUUGUACAUAAAUGAUUAUAUUGAGUCA